UUUCAUACCAAUUUGUAUAAUCUUUUUCUGUUUCGUAUUUUGACUUUGACAAAUUGUAAUAUAUUUAAAAAAGAUUGAUUAUUGUUUUAUUACCAAACAAAAUAUAGUGCUAAUAAAUAAAAAUGGCAGAUGUUCAACCAGAGUUUCAAGAACAAUAUUGUGCGGUUUGCUUACAAAAGUAUGAUCACCCAACUAAACUUCCCUGUGGUCAUAUUUUUUGCUUUCUUUGUACUAAGGGUAUAGCUCUGCAAAACAAAACUUGUGCAAUGUGCCGUAAUGUCAUACCAAAUGAUUAUUUAAAUAAUCCUGUCUUGCUAUCACAUGACAAAAAUUCAGAAGAAAAUCGCAAUCAGGACUAUCAGUGGUACUAUGAAGGGGGAAAUGGUUGGUGGAAAUAUGAUAGACGUAGCAAUAGUUAUUUAGAAGAAUUGUAUAACAAAGGAGAAAAAGAAGGGUCUCUACUAUUGGCCGGCAACUUGUAUCGAAUAGAUUUUGAGAAAAAUAUUCAAAUACGUGUUAGUGACCAAACAAAAACACGCAAAAUACGUCGAGAUACACCAUUUUUGCCUGCUAAAGGCAUUGCCGGGAUUAUUGUCAGUAGCAGUAUAGACAAUGUGGCAUCUACUGAUAUUCAAGUUAUAGAAGAUGAUGAAAGGGAUGAAGAGGUUGAUACAAGCGUUGAAAUUAUUAAUGAUAACUCUUCAGAUGAAGAUUCCUUUUCCGAAAUGGUUCGUAAUUUAAGGCCCUACUCAUAAAAAAAAUGAAAACAAGACAACAUGGCUGUUGUAUGUAUGGAACCGACAGUAAAUAAAAAAACUUGAAAAAUUCCAAGAACUUUAAAAAUUCUUUAGAUGUUGAGCAACACCUUGGUAUGUAUAUGCCACAAAGGAAAAAAAAAGGAAUUAAAGAAGACUGGAUCUUACUGAAUUGGAAAAUAUUAAACUAUGCACAGCUGGCUGUUGUCAAGUACCAAGGAAAUUUAAUUCUCAACCUGGUUAUUAUUAAUAUCUAUUAAAAUUUAAAUUUUACCAUUUAUCUAUAAAAGUUGAUUACGAAAUAUAUAAUAUACUUAGGUAUGGCAGCUGUCCAAUCAGGGGAUUCAAACCUGGAAUCUUGCAAAAACAAUUCUUAGCAAAUGUUUAUGAUGCAGUUGGCCUAGUAAAAAUAUUUGUGACAAUCGCCAUUGUUAGGUCAUCGUCAAUUAUGUCAAAAUUAGUAGUGACAUUUUUGUUGUACUUUAAGCACGAUACAAUAUAAAUUUUAAUACAAAUUUCGUUGAUGACAAUACAAUGACUAUUGUUACAGUUAUUAAUACUAGGCCCACAAUUCAUCAAGACAAGGCUUUAUUAAAACUUAUGUUAAUCAUGAUAAUUUUGAGGAAUUUGUUAAUCAUAUAGAAGUUUAAAAAUGGUAGAUUUUUGUAUUUUCUAUUAUAA
Messenger RNA from Papilio machaon (common yellow swallowtail), 1436 nucleotides. RefSeq names its product E3 ubiquitin-protein ligase RNF146-A (gene Rnf146). The transcript has 6 exons. NCBI's taxonomy places the organism in Eukaryota, Metazoa, Arthropoda, Insecta, Lepidoptera, Papilionidae. The record is from RefSeq and is a predicted model, not a curated record. The coding region runs from base 123 to 755 and encodes 210 amino acids. Gene Ontology annotation, molecular function: ubiquitin protein ligase activity; zinc ion binding; poly-ADP-D-ribose binding. Gene Ontology annotation, biological process: Wnt signaling pathway; ubiquitin-dependent protein catabolic process. Gene Ontology annotation, cellular component: cytoplasm; nucleus.